This is a messenger RNA of Didymodactylos carnosus, 837 nucleotides long. The record is from the annotation of a GenBank genome assembly. NCBI's taxonomy places the organism in Eukaryota, Metazoa, Rotifera, Eurotatoria, Philodinida, Philodinidae.
AUGAAAUAUACUCGGCUUAUCAUGAUUAUAAUUAAUUCGGUGUUUUUCCUCAUUGGUCUUAUAAUGUUAAUAAUUGGUAUCUGUGCUUUAAUGAGCGCAAAAGUACAAAGAUUUGCUCCAUUAUUAAAUUCUAGUGUGAAAGUCAAUUCAGACCAAAUGUCCGAUAUGAGAAAGCUUAGCAUCGCUCUUAUUGUUAUUGGCAGUAUUCUUAUGGUGUUGGCUGUUGUUGGAUCUCUUGGUUUAUUCAAACUACUUAGACUUAUGCAUCUAAUUUAUGCUGCUGCUAUUGCAAUCAUCAUUUUGGCUGAAAUCGGUUUCAUGAUUUAUUUUGUUUCAUCUCUGGCACAAUUGAGUCGAAUAUUAUUACCAGAACUUAGAUUAUCAAUUGUAAAUGAUUAUACUGGAGUGGCAUUGAACGAAUCCAAUACAACAACAAUAAAUUCUGUAACUUCAUCAUGGAAUAUAAUUCAAAUUAAUCUGAAAUGUUGUGGCGCGUUAAAUAAAGGUGAUUAUAAUUCGACUAAAAAUUGGAAUCGUAUAAAUCCAUUUGAUCCUGAAGGUCCUUUAUUAAUGUAUCCUUUGACGUGUUGCCCCAUACAUGGAAAAACAACUUGGAACAAGUUACCGGUUGAUGAUCUACGUAAAGCACAAACCUGUGCUCUUUACGAUAAAGGUGUUUAUGAUAAGGGAUGUUACGAGAAAAUAUUAAAUUUAAUACGACAGUAUAGAGAUGGUAUGAUAUUCGGUGCUGUUGUUAUUAUUGUUAUUGAGCUAGUGGCAUUUAUUGUUGCCAUUAUAUUUUACCGCAGAAAAGCAGAAUACGCUCAACUAUAUUAA